CUCUACUGGGCCGUCAUCCAUCAAAGGAUGGAAAGAAAAAUUCUUCUUUGUGGAUGACACCGAGUGGAGUAGGAUGGAUGCCGAAGUGGAACAGUUGUUUGCUUGGAAAGCGAAGAAAACCAAGCAGAACAACUAUAAGUUGAAUGAGGAUGAGGUGGAGGAGAUGAAGAAGCUGGUGAGGGAAGAUGGGGACGUAGUGGAUAUCUUGUACCUCACCAGCCCGGAGGUGAUAGAUGCUGCUGAGCUCUAUGGGCCAAGCUCAUUGGGGGAAGCUGAGAUGGACGAGUUCGUCACUGCUGCUGGGGGCCUGCGCAUCCCCAAGAAGCCAAGGAAGAAGUUAAAGACUUCAACUGCGGUGGAGAAGGAGGUGACAGAGUGGGGGCGACUGUCCAGCACUUCUGCCCAGGCUAUGGAGGUGCAGCCAAGGCCGGAGCCAAUGAUGGGGGGUAGCGAGGAUGUAAGUGAGGAGAUGGCACCUCUUCAGAGGAAGAAGAGGAGGGUGGCAGAGCCAGAAACCAGGGGGGACGAGGUGGUGGAGUUCGUGCCCUGGCCUUCUCCUCCAAAAAUCGAUCCUGAGGUCCGGGAGAGGGAAGAGGCCGGGGUGCGAGGCCCUGGCAGGGGCGAGGAGCUCAUCCUUCCUCUUUUGCCUGAGAAAAGUCUGUUUGAGGCGGCAAACACGACUGGGGUGAAGCACUUCCUCAAUCGCACUCUCCCGGAGGUGGAUAGGAAGCGGGCGAGGGAUGAGGCGGUGAGACAUGUGGGGUAUACCGUUGUGAGGCACGCCCUAGAGGAGUAUGCAGAGAGCGUGAGAGAUCGUGCCAACUUGCAGAGGCAGUGCGAACAGCUGCAGAAGGAGAAGGAUGAGCUGCAGAAGGAGAAGGGGGAAUGGGAGAAGGAGAAGAGGGAGAUGCAGAGGAGGCUGGAUGAAGUUCUCCCUUCAGUGACCGAGCUCCAGAACGAGAAUGAUGUCCUGAGCACGAAGCUUGUCCUCGAAGAACGUAAGAGGAAGAUCUGUGAGGAGAAGGUGGACGUGACAACGGUUACCUUUGGGGAACAAGAAGAAGGGGUGGAGGAAGAUGGGGAGAGCCUCUGUGCUGACUUCCGACCUCGGAUCACGCUGAGGUGGGAGCGUGAUGCAGAGGAGCGCACCAUUUUUCCUCCAGCCUUUGACGUUGAGUUGGUGGCCGUGGAGGGAGAAGAAGAAGAAAAAGAAGGAGAAGCGCAAGGUACCGGAGUUGAGAAUCAGGCAGCUCUAGCCGAAGUGCAGCCUCCUGAGGUGCAUCCAGUCUCGUCUGACGAAGUGCAGGCGUUGCCUCUUCCUGAAGCAGGAGUGCCAUUCCUGCCUGCUGGAGACGAGCCCAUAUCCCCACCUGUUCCCGCUGAGGAGCAGCCUCCUCCUCCAGCAGAGUAGUUUAGGAUUUUUUGUGUUAUUAGUGUAAAUAACAGUUUUGUAUUUGAGAUUAAUGUAUAAAAUUUUUAAAUUUAUGAUUAUCUGGUGUUCGAUUUUAGAUUUGUGAUUGAUGUUUUCCUUUGGGAAACUCUUUUUGGAUAAAAUAAGUUAACUUGA
This is a messenger RNA of Rubroshorea leprosula, 1567 nucleotides long. The record is from the annotation of a GenBank genome assembly. Lineage: Eukaryota; Viridiplantae; Streptophyta; Magnoliopsida; Malvales; Dipterocarpaceae.